This is a messenger RNA of Paramuricea clavata, 5157 nucleotides long. Lineage: Eukaryota; Metazoa; Cnidaria; Anthozoa; Malacalcyonacea; Plexauridae. The record is from the annotation of a GenBank genome assembly.
AUGUGACAAACUGUCCUACCAACGUGGUAAGUCAGCCUGACCAAAAUGAUAUCAGAAACUUCCAGAGCUUAAUUUAUUCGAAGCGAUACGACAAAAUGCUUUCUGGGUACAAUGCCUCUGCUGAAGAGUUAUCCAGAUUAUGUUGCACCCAAUGGUUAUCUGGCGACCAUAUGUCUUGGAUUACUCAGCAAAUGAAUAGUAUGCAAGAGGAUACAUUUUGUAUCUACUUGAAUUUUACGCGGGACAUCAAUAGCGCCAUUAAAACAAAAGCCAACAAACUUUCUCUUUGUCCUCAAUGUUAGCAAAAGUGGAGAUGGUAAUGUGUACCUUGGGAGUUACCAACAACCAGGAAACCAUUGGACAACAUGCCAUGUGGACACAAGCGCACACAUAGUUACUUACUGCGAUUCACUUGCUUGGCCGAGCCCCAUUAAUCUUUUGAAAAGAAUCUGAAAAUUCAUGAGGAGGUGUCGCUGUACUCGUUCGUGUACGCUCAUGAUCCGUCGUCAAAGGGACCACACGGUCACCGGUGUCUCUCAUCUUGUGCCCCUCACUAUCCGCCACAACGGUGUGGCAGCAUAUGCGGUGUUGUUGUUAUGGUUGUGGCAGCUAUCGCAUGCCUUGCAAAUGAUUUCUUUCAUCAGCUGACCAAGAAAAUGGACCAUGUACCACAGUGUUUUACUUUUCUCAGUGACCCUACGAAAUACUCAAAGUACCUCCACCUGGUGUUAAUGUCAUGGUUUGGAGCACAAUCCGUUUUUCUGUCGAAUGUCUUGCCCAAGUUUGAUGCCAAUAUGGAAACUCCUAUAAAACUACAACCAGACACCAAAUCAUUAAAUGUAAAUAAUGAAGACGAGAAGAAAGAAGAAAAGAAAGAAGAAAGAAAGGAAGAGAAGAAAGAAAUGAAGAAAGUAAAGAUAGAAAUAAAGAAAGAAGAGAAGAAAUGUUAAAAGAAACGAAACACGUUUUUGAAUGGUUUUAAAAGUCAUUCGUCGAAAAUUGCAAAACCUCUUCAAACAAAGAAAGGUGUCCACAAAUGGGAAUGUCAAUAUUGCGACCUUACCUAGAAUGAUAAAUCGAACCUGAAUCGCCACAUCAGAUGGAAACAUAAAGAAGACCAAAUCAAAGUCAAUGGUGGUUCCACAGACGUUGGAUCAGCCGGACGGUGUGCAUGCACUCAAUGUGGUUAUUCCUGUCGCAGGAUUGUCGAAUUUCGUGAACACCUGUCGAAGGCGCACAAUGUAAUAUUCAGAACCGAAAACAUCAAGCUACAAAACUAUCAAGGUGUGUAAUAUAUACAUCCUAUUUUCGACUAUAUACAUCCCAUUUAUAUUAUCGAGGUACACACUUGUGUUUUAAAAUCCCAAUCAUUUACAAUCAUAUUUGGUAAUUGGUGGCUGUUUUUAUAAUUUUUCAGAAUUUUCAAGCAUGGAAGGAGUCUUUAGAAGAUAGUGAAGACUGUUUGUUUAUCAAGAACACUGGGGCCAAACGAUUAGGUGAAUCGAAAGUGGAAUACUUCAAUUGUAACCGUGGGGGAGAUUACAUGACAAAGGGAACAGGAAAAAGAAGAUUAAAAAGCCAAGGUAUAGGAUGUGGUCUUUGUCAGACAGUAGACCAUUUUCAAACGAAUGAGCCAGGGGAGACGGUUACCGUCCGUCACUUUAAGAAGCUUUAGAAGCCCAUACGGACAGCAAAGGUACUAAAUAUCAAUACUCCUCUUUCUUACUAGGAUCAAGCAAGAUUAACAAUGACAGCUACCACAGCGAAUGACGGCCAUGUUGACGUUGACGUAUGCUACACCCACUACGGACACAAACACAAACUUCAACACAUUCGAAUUUCAAAGAUCAAAAGGCGGGGGAUUGCACUAAAGAUCAGAGAAGGGAUCAGCAGAGAUUGUGUGCGUGAUGAGAUAUGUGAAGGUGUUGCAGAUGACUUGCAUCGCCAACAUCUGGUAGACAAAAAGGACUUGUGUAACAUUUCCACAGCAUAUGGGUUGGACAACAUUCGUCGUCACGGAAACGAUCAGCAAAGCGUCCUGGCAUGGAUAAAAGAAUGGGAGGAAAACAAAGAAACCAACCCCAUUCUUUUUUACAAGUUACAAGGUGAAGAGGCGCCAGACGGGGUAAACCUAGCCAACGACGAUUUUUUCAUUGCUGUGCAAACCCCGCUACAAAAGCAUAUGUUCCAAAAAUUUGCUUCCAACGGCGUUUGUAGUGACACCACACAUGGAACCAACGCGUACGACUUCUCUCUACCAACAAUCCUUGUUGCCGACGAGUUUGGGAAGGGAUUUCCAGCGGGGUGGUGUAUCUCCAAUCAUGAGGACUUCACCGUGAUGCACUUAUUUUUCAGCAUGAUUCGAAAAAAUUGCGGCGUUCAACACAGUGGGUUUUUCAUGAGCGAUAUGGCACCUCAGUUUUUCAACGCAUGGGUUGUCUAUCUAUUCAUAAUGUAACCUAUCUAUCUAUUCAUAAUGUAACCAGUCACUGAAAAGCCCUGAUAUAGGGAGUGUGCUGUGAAAUAUCUAUGGGGGAGCCCCGGCCGAAGAAGCUUGUAUGCACGUGGCACGUGGAUAAGGCUUGGCGAACUGAAUUAAAGAAAAAAAUCGGAGAGACAGCAGUGGAAGCGGAAGUAUACAAGAUGCUUCGGAUGGUCGUCGAACAAACAAACACAAGUCUGUUUCAAGAUUGUGUCGAUGCUCUUUUGUUGGAUCUAUCUUCAGAUAAAAAGAAGAAAGAUUUCCACGAUUAUUUCAAGCAGGAGUGGUUGCCAAAUAAAGAACAUUGGGCGUUUUGUUACAGGCUUGGGCUUGGAAUCAACACCAAUAUGUUCGUCGAAGCAUUCCACCGUGUAUUCAAACGGAACUAUCUCGGGGGGAAAGUCAAUAAACGCGUGGAUGUUUGUUUGCUGAAUUUGCUGAAAUUCGCACGUGAUCAGUGUUUUGGCCGAAUGAUUCAACUAAUGAAGGGAAAGGCGAGCUAUCGAGUGAAGGCCAUUCAAGAACGGCAUAGGCGUAGCCUUGGUUUACCUCUGGAGAAAGUCGUACAUGCGAAUGACUACGAAGUUCAGCGUUUAUGAGAUAAAUGUCCAGAAACGAAAUGUAUCUUUCCUGCAUUGAAUGUGGCAUAUGUAUUCAUUGCUUCGUGUGUACUUGUCCAGACUCGCUUAUUCUUCAUACUAUAUGCAAGCACAUUCAUCUUGUCCAACGAGCGCUGUCUUUUGCCAAAGACAACAGCAUAGAUUGCGAAGGCUGUGAUUUUGUAGAUGACCUCGUUGAUAACUUCAAAAGCGAAGAAAUCCAACGUCUAACGUGUUUUACUCAAAUGCCAAACGUCGCUGAUGUCGAGAAUAUCCGUGCGCGAGUAAAAAGUCGGAUCGCUGAUAUGCUUGCCACUGUCGAGAAGAGUGCCAAUCCAGCUAAAAUGUUGCAACUAGAGAAGACGUUAAAUUCUUCUUACAGUCUUUUUCUUGCUACAGAAGAGGAUGGUUCCUCACCCCAGUCCCUCUCACCGACCAACAAUGCUCCUGCCAACAAAAAUAUGGAAACGCAGCCAAGAUUUGUUUCGACGAAGAGAAAACGUGACGGAGUGAGAAAUGUUCAUUUCGUCAGACCAUCUAGAGAGGAGAAAGAAGAUAUAAUGGAAAAAUAUAGAGAACUAAGUAAGUAAUAAGUAUAUGGCUGCAUGGAUAUAUUCGAACCCACUGUAUUAAGUUUUAAACUGCACUUGACGAUCAAAACAUUCAAUUCUCCUAGCAAACUGUGUCAGUUUCAUAUGAAAUUGGUUUUACAUAACUCUGAGGAUUAUUUUGAAAUUAGUGAAACCUGCUUAUACUGUAAUUGUUCUCUUGUACUCCCUUGCAGGAGAUCACAAAAUCUUAACAAUGCUGGUACGCAACCCUCCGAUGAUAGAUCCUUAUAUUCCUUUUGAGGUGGCAGACCUCAGACUUCACAACUUACCUGAUGAGAUAUUGGAUGCAAAUAUUGAUGUAGUAAAACAUUACUUCAGCAAUAAAGCUUGGUCUGCAGUGAAAAAAUCAGGUACAAUAUAUCGUAAUUGCAUUAAAUGUACAUUUUACACAGAGGUGUGGCGGGGGCCGGGCACCUCCCCCUGGUAAAAUUUUGCCGCCCCCCCCCAAUAAAAAUUAUUCUAUAAAAAUAAGUGGAACCAGCUGGCCUUGCCUAGGCUUUUGCUGCCUCCCCCCCCUGACCAAACAUCCUUGCUAUGCCUCUGAUAUUACAUACCAGUACUCAAGUGUACAUUUAAGUUUUAGAAUACUAGCAAUUAGGGUUUCAUUUUCUGAUACUGUGAAGUUUUACCCGAAUUCUAUUAAAAAAUUCUAUUAAAAUUAUUCUAAAAAUGUACUUAUUCAUUGCAGUUUCAAAAAGCUUGCUCUAAGGCCAAACACACAAACAUGGUACAGUGUGAUACAUGCUUCAACUGGUUUCAUUGAUGAGUAUAAAUCCACACAUUUAGUGAAUAUAGAAAUAUUAAAAUUGUGGUGACAGUCAAUUAUUUAAUCAAUUAAUUAUUUAAUUAAUUGAUUCAUUAAAUAAUUAAUUAAUUAAAUAAUGAAUUAAUUAAAUGCAAUUUUUUUAUAAUUGUAUGGAAAUUGGAAAGGUUAGAGUUGAGUAUGAAUUUUAUUUUCCUUAACCAUAGCCACAAUGCGCCCCAGUGUGCCCUACUUAUUUUUUUUACUUGUCUAACACCAGACGAUUUUCCUUCUCAAUGGGGAAGCUCUGCAGCUUAAUGGGUUAACCAAAAAAUCUGACAAUGUCUCUAGUUAACCCAUUGAGCCGCAAUGCUCCCAGUGCAUUCUCCUUUUUUCUUUGUCUAACGCCAUAAAUUUACUUGUCAAUGGGAAAGCUCUGCAGAUUAAUAAGUUAAACUUGUCAUAAGUGCCUUGUACUGUAAAUAAAGAAAAAAAGAGGACGGAGUUCCAGGUUAUUGCAAAGACUAAGGAAAUUUAUUUUCAGGCUUUGUGUUGGAUACAUUGACGAAGACAGCGAUGAUGAAUCUGAAUGCUGGAGUUGCAAUACCUGCGUUAAGAAAACAAAGUACACAUAAACAGGGGCAGGGCUACUCUGUAAAAUAUCAGGCAGUGCAAAGAAAAUGUAAUCCUGCUCUUUACCUAAAUGUUUUUGUAAACCUUUGA